Molecule: messenger RNA, 2609 nt
Organism: Heterotrigona itama
Lineage: Eukaryota; Metazoa; Arthropoda; Insecta; Hymenoptera; Apidae
Source: the annotation of a GenBank genome assembly
AUGGGAAAUUACCAAGCUAUUGUAGUGUAAAUUUGUGAGUAUUAAUAUUACAUUGUGAGUAUAUGAUUACAUUCUUUAAUAAUUGAUAUGAAAUUGAAUUCAAAAUACAGAAUUCAUUAUAUUGUGCAGUUAAUCGUUUCUAGAAAUGUAUUAUGUGUAUAUAGAAUGUAUGUUUAUAGCAAACAGUGUUUACAUUGUCAACCAUUUUGGAGAGUGACUUUUAAUGCAUUUCAUAUGGAAUAUGAUGAUCAAGAUACUUUCAAGAUGAAUGAAAGUGAGUCUAUUUAUGGAACUACAUUGUCCCAAGAGUCGAUAAAGGUAAUUGCAGAAAGUAUAGGUGUUGGAAAUUUCCCGGAUGAGGCUGCAAAAGAUCUUGCCGAGGAUGUAAGUUACAGACUGAAGGAAAUCAUACAGGAUGCCGCCAAAUUUAUGAGGCAUGGUAAACGUCAACGAAUGACAACACACGAUAUAGAUUAUGCCUUGAAAAUAAAAAAUAUUGAACCCACGUAUGGAUUUUUUGCCAAGGAUCAUAUACCAUUUCGUUUUGCCUCUGGCGGUGGCCGUGAAUUACAUUUUGUAGAAGAAAAGGAAAUUGAUCUUAACGAGGUUAUAUCAAUGUCCGGUGGACAAACAUGGCCUAAAUUACCUUUAGAAAUUACACUACGGGCUCAUUGGCUUUGUAUAGAUGGGGUUCAGCCUACAAUACCAGAAAACCCUCCUCCUGUUUCUAAAGAUGUUCAAAAACUGGAAAGUGUUGAUCCAACAAGUAAGCUUACAAACAAGAGUCAAAACAUUGGUGUUGGUAAACCAGGUGGUGGUGGUAAAAGUCAAAAACUACGUAAUGUGGAAACAGUUCAUGUUAAACAAUUAGCCACCCAUGAACUGAGCGUUGAACAACAAUUAUACUAUAAAGAAAUUACCGAAGCGUGUGUUGGUUCUGAUGAAGCACGCAGAGCGGAAGCAUUGCAAUCCCUUUCAGCUGAUCCUGGUUUACACGAAAUGUUAGCACGAAUGUGUACUUUUAUUGCAGAAGGUGUACGUGUUAAUGUAGUACAAAACCAUCUUGCUCUUCUAAUUUAUCUAAUGCGAAUGGUUAAAGCUCUUUUGGACAAUCCCAGUCUUUAUUUAGAAAAAUAUUUACAUGAAUUAAUACCAUCGAUCGCAACAUGUAUAGUUUCACGCCAGUUGUGUAUGAGACCAGAAGUGGACAAUCACUGGGCGCUUCGUGAUUUUGCAUCACGCCUUAUGGCCCAAAUUUGCAAAAAUUUUAAUACCUCUACUAAUAAUGUACAAACUAGAGUAACUAGAAUGUUUAGUCAGGCUUUGGCAAAAAAUAAUCAGACUCCACUGGCGUCACUUUAUGGAGCAAUCGAAGGACUUUGUGAGUUAGGUCCAGAAGUAAUUAAAGCAUUAGUUAUUCCUAAAAUUAAGUCUAUUUCCGAACGUAUUGAAUCAUGUAUCGAAGGACCAGGUCUAUCAAGUGUGGAUAAAAAUGGAGCAGGUCAUAUAAAGACUUUACUUGUGAAAUCAGUGGCUCCUGUUUUAAAAACCAUACGAUCUCCACCAGAUUAUGUAGAAGAUUAUAAACAGGAUUAUGGUUAUAUAGGUCCUGCAUUAUGCGCAGCUGUUGUAAAAGCUCGUACACAGCCAGUAACAUUAGCAACAACUGCAUCCACAACUACGGCUUUAACAACAAGUCAACAAGGUCCUACGUGUACUGGAAAAACCAUUGUACAAGCUGUAACAAGCUCUAGUCCUGGGCAACAAACUGGACGUACUAUUAUGCUUGGUACAAGUAGAACCGCUGGCGGAACUACUGCAGCUGGAGGACAAAAAUUCGUUAUCUUGCAAUCCCGUUCUCAAACACCAACCGCUACAAAUAUUAAUGCUAACGCAAUACAACAACAGCCUCAGCAACAGCAGCAACAACAGUCGCAACAACAAGUUAAAAUAGCUCAAACCAAUGUCACUCAGCAAAAAACACACAUACAAAGCAAUGCGCCGAAAUUGGUGGUUGUUUGUAUGUCCAGUGGUAGUCACAGUACUACUACAGUAACUCAGGUACAACAUUGAGAUCAGUACCAUUGAAAAGUAAUUAAUUCAAUCAUUAAUUGUGAAAAUUAUUUGUGAUAGGGAAAUAUAGCAACAAAAGCACAGAACGUUUUUGUUGCCCAACAAAAUGUUGAAUGUUCGUUGAGUCCAGAAGAGGAGCACUCUUUUCAGUAAGAUUGGGAAGAUCCAUUUAAAACUCAACUUUGUACAAAAAUUUUUAAUGUUAAUAUAUUUUAUAAGAAAAUAAAGAUUUUUUAUGAACAUUAAAGAGAUAUACACGUAUAUUUCGGUUGCACUUCUGAAAAUUCCCAGGUCCCGAAAUUGGCUGAAAUAGUUCAUUUUCAAUAGAAAUAAAGUUAAGAUUGAAAAUAAAGACGACUUAAAAGUUAAAAUACUUUUUCAACAUUUCUUAAUUUUUCUGUCAGUAAAAUAGAUUUCUGUGUGACUUAUAUGCAUGUACACAUGUACGAAUAUAAAUAUAUUUAUUUAGUAUUGUACAUGUAAUAUUCCUCUAUUGUAAUAUAUUAUAUGUCUUUUGUAGAUUUGAAUUAGAUUAG